This is a messenger RNA of Chrysoperla carnea, 1275 nucleotides long. Its product is annotated as NADH-cytochrome b5 reductase 2. Gene Ontology annotation, cellular component: mitochondrion. The record is from RefSeq and is a predicted model, not a curated record. Lineage: Eukaryota; Metazoa; Arthropoda; Insecta; Neuroptera; Chrysopidae. The transcript is spliced from 6 exons. Bases 130 to 1095 code for a protein of 321 amino acids. Gene Ontology annotation, molecular function: oxidoreductase activity; FAD binding.
CUAAACAUUCGUUUUCCUCAUUUACUUUCAUUUUAUCAUUAAGUUCAGUUUAUAUGUAACCUCUCGAAGUUUUUCCAAAAACCUUAAAAUCUUAUCAAAUAUGUCAUCGAAUAUAAUCAUUUAAUUAAAAUGAAAAUGAAUAACUAUCGCCUCAACUAUAACUUAACGUCGUUACCGAUCGUAAUCGGUAUUGGAGUAAUCGUAACAACGUUUAUUCUCGCAAAAAUAUACUUAACAGCCCCCAAAAAGGAUAAGAAAGAAUCAGCACAUAAAGAUAAAGGAGUAAAGAAAACACUUUUAGAUGCAACAGCAAAAUAUGCUUUGCCAUUAAUAGAAAAAGAAGAACUAAGUCAUGAUACCAGACGGUUUCGUUUUGGUUUACCAUCAAAUGAACAUAUCUUAGGUUUACCAAUUGGUCAACAUAUUCACUUAUCAGCCAAAAUUAACGAUGAACUCGUAAUACGGGCAUAUACACCAGUCUCAUCUGAUGAAGAUAAAGGCUACGUUGAUCUUGUAAUCAAAGUAUACUACAAAAAUACACAUCCAAGGUUUCCCGAUGGUGGAAAAAUGUCACAAUAUUUAAAUGACAUGAAAAUUGGUGAUAAAAUCGAUGUACGUGGUCCAUCCGGACGAUUACAAUACCUUGGCAAUGGUAAAUUUUCAAUAAAGAAAUUACGAAAAGAUCCACCACAAGAAGUUCAAGUAAAUAAAUUGGCUAUGAUUGCUGGUGGCACUGGAAUUACACCAAUGUUACAAUUAAUCAGACAUAUCACAAAAGAUCCUACAGACAAUACAAAAUUAAGUUUAUUAUUUGCCAAUCAGACUGAAAAAGAUAUUUUAGUGCGAAAAGAAUUGGAAGAGGUAUUAGAAAAGCAUCCAGAUCAAUUUAAACUUUGGUAUACUUUGGAUACACCAAGUGAAGGUUGGAAGUACAGUACCGGUUUCGUAAAUGAUUUAAUGAUCAAAGAUAAUUUACAUGAACCAUCAAAGGAUACGUUAGUAUUAAUGUGUGGCCCACCACCAAUGAUCAAUUUUGCCUGUAUGCCAAGUUUAGAUAAAUUAGGUUAUGAUCCUGAGCUGCGUUUUGCGUAUUAAUUUAAAAAUAAAAUUAUGGUUAUUUAAUGUAUUAAGUAUAACGUUAAGAAUAUUUUUACACACCUCGAAUAUCGAAUCGGUUCGAUAUCGAUAUAAUUAUCUUGUUAAUUAAUUCAUCAGUGUUAUCACUUUUUGUAUGUGUUUCGUAAGUGUUUCUUUAAUAUAUUAUUGGAAAAACAA